Sitophilus oryzae (rice weevil) is the source of this 3374-nucleotide messenger RNA. RefSeq names its product neurotrimin-like. Gene Ontology annotation, cellular component: neuron projection. The record is from RefSeq and is a predicted model, not a curated record. The transcript is spliced from 10 exons. Bases 89 to 1378 code for a protein of 429 amino acids. Lineage: Eukaryota; Metazoa; Arthropoda; Insecta; Coleoptera; Curculionidae.
GCCAGGUCCACUAGUGUCCGAUUUGCUUCCGAACCGUGAAACACGCGGUUCUUGUUUUCAUGGUUCAGUCGGACUGAACGGCUCCGGUAUGAGUUCGAAAGUGUUGGCAGGAUUCUUCCUUUUGUCCUACCUAUGCAUCGCCAAAACUGCAACUUUGACAGGCAAUACUGCUAACGCCGUCGUGGAGGAGCCCGAAUUCACCGAUGUAAUUGAGAACAUUACAGUAGCUGCCGGCAGAAACGUCAAAUUUGCCUGCUCAGUCAAGAAUCUUGGCAGCUUUAGGAUUGCCUGGAUGCAUUUCGAGCAAUCAGCCAUAUUGACAGUUCACAACCACGUCAUCACUAGGAAUCCAAGAAUUAGCGUGUCACACGACAAGCACCGAACGUGGUUCUUACAUAUCAGUAAUGUGCAAGAAGAAGAUAAAGGACGUUACAUGUGUCAAAUUAAUACUGCCACAGCGAAAACUCAAUUCGGAUACCUUCAUGUUGUCGUUCCACCCAACAUCGAUGAUUCGUUGAGCAGCAGUGACGUAAUUGUAAGGGAAGGUUCAAACGAAACUCUUACAUGUAAAGCUACUGGAUUUCCCGAACCCAGUGUGAAAUGGAAAAGAGACGAUAAUACCAAAAUUUCCAUCAAUAAAACAUUCCAAGUUGCCGAAUGGGAAGGUGAUAAACUAGAACUUAUUAAGAUAUCUCGUUUACAUAUGGGGGCAUACCUCUGCAUUGCUAGUAAUGGUGUACCUCCAACUGUAAGCAAAAGAAUCAAAGUCAGCGUAGAUUUUCCACCUAUGCUGUGGAUUCCUCAUCAACUGGUAGGGGCACCUUUAGCUUAUUCUGUUACACUAGAAUGUUUUACUGAAGCUCAUCCUAGCUCUCUAAAUUACUGGACACGAGAAGAUGGACAAAUGAUACACGAAUCAAGGAAAUACCACGCCGAGAAUAUUUUAGGAACGCCAAACUAUAAAACCCAUAUGAGGUUGACCAUCAACAACAUCCAGCUAAGCGAUUAUGGCAUUUACAAAUGCGUAGCUAAGAACCCAAGAGGUGAAACUGAUGGCACCAUUAGAUUGUACAUGUCAUACCCACCAUCCACCUCACCAAAGCCCACAACCACAGAAACGCCCAGUAGAGUGAAAGAUUGGGGACUCAACGAUUUAAACAACUCAAUUUAUGGUCAUCCUUCCUCUUUGACUAUACAUCAAGAUAAAGGUGCCAAAUACCAGUCCAACUUGAAUGAAAUUGACAAAUCUGAACAAAAAUCAACUUCAGAAAAUGACAGUCAAAGUAUAUUUACUGACCAAGAAAACGGUGCUAUAAAAAAACAUUACUGGUUGCCAACUUCGAUUGUCCAGAUCAUACUAUACGUAUAUUUUCGGUGAAUUGUUUAAAUAGAGUAAAAUAAUUUCUACAUUUAUGUUAGUUUAAAGAAUUAAGACAUGUUAACUGUAAGUUAAGAACAAUGGGACGCUUUAGUGUAAAAUUGUUUAUAUGUAUAAUCUAUUUUAAAAUAUAAAGACUGAGAUUUUAAUUGAAUGAACUAUUUACUAGAUCACCAGAUUAUAAAGAGUAAAGUUGAAUGAAUGAUUAUUUUAGCCAAUUGUAAACUAUUUAUCUAAAAUGCACAUUGUAAUUGUUAAUGGAAAAUAUUUAAGAAUCAAAAUUUACCGAUAAGUAAGUAGGCACUGUUUUAGCUAAGAUAUAUUUUUUUCUAGAAUAAAUUAAAAUAAUUCAAAAAAUUUAUUUUACGUUAUUUAUUUUACUCUGUUAAUAUAGUAUAUCUAAUGCAGAGUGAUUAUAUCCUCAUAAAUUAUUUCCAAAAUCUUCCAAAAUAUGAUGAAAAAUUUAACCAGCUGUUUGUUAUGGUAUUUUUCAACUUGAGUUUCUUGUGCCAAAAAAUCUGGUGCCAAACAAGCAAGUUCCCUUAUUUUAAUCACUCUGUAUUGAAGUUGUUAAAACUGACGAUUUUUGCAAAUUGUAGAACGUUCGGCUAAAUAAAGUAUGUAGCUUUUUUAUAUAGCGAGAUAAAUAUUCCAGGCCGUAUGAUAAAAAAUAUAUAGAUAUAAAAAAUGUAUGCAGCUUUCCUUAUAAAGCACUACAACAGGGUAAAUACCUUUAAUUUUCUUCCUCUAUUUUUAUCAUAUGGUAAUAUUUAUGUAAGUACAAUCUAAACUAAUAUUAAAUAAAUGUAAAUAUACGGUACUUAAAUUAAACUUAAGACUAAUAUGCAAGAAAUAACUUUCCAAUUGAAGUUGGAUCUUUGCCACAAACUCUGAUACGGAAUUCAGCCGAGAAUUGUGUGAAAAUAAUACUAAGUGAAGUCCGCAUAUAUACAGGGUGACCAGAAGUUUGCAGGUUAAACUUCAUACAUUCAGAUAAAAAUCUUUUUAUCAGAGACAGUUUUUAGUAAAUAUACAUAUUUUAAUCUACAAAAUAUGCUGUUAACAUAUUUCAAUUUUCAGAGAUUUAUUUUUUUUUCUAAUACCUCUAUGAAGAAAGUGGUAUGAAACCACUGAGGUUUUCGAUUAUUUUCCCAAACACUUACAAAUUUCGUAAGUGCAAUAAAUCUUUUGGUCAAAAUUCUAGAAAAUUAAUAAUAACAGAAAAGACUUUACGUUGCCAGUUCACUCAGUAAUAUUGAAAAACACAAAAUUUGGAAUCGCGGUAUAAUUAAACAAAACAAGUAUUAUUUAGUGGAAAAUGUACUGCUUUUUCUAUAUAAAACUAUUAAUCAAUAGUAGAAAAUCCUCUUGACAUCAAAAUUACAAAUAAAAUAUAGUACUUAUGUUUUUCUUUUCUCGGGCUAAGGAAGUUUUAACAGGGUAUUAGGCGUUUUAGUCAAGUCAAAUUAAAUUUUCCAAUAUAUUUCCAAUUUCAAUUCCAAUUACAUAUUACAAAAAUUAAAUUACAUAAACAUUGAAAAGUAGAACUUUUCUUUUUAUUUUCAAUUAAAUCUAAAAGAAUAAAGAACCUUGUAAUAUACAGGACGUCCUGCUUAAAUAAGUCAAUGUAGUCAGAACUGUUAAGAACUGACCUUAAUUGUCCUACUUGAAACUUGAUUUUCCUUUUUGGUCAUCUAUUUUUGACCGCAUUGUAUAUUCUUCCCAUAUAUUAGUUUCAUGAAUAUGAUAUUCAUCUAGUUAGAGAUCAACUAAAACACGUUUGUAGACGAAUGAGAAUUCACUUCGAAAAAGUAACGAAAUAGACUAUUUCUAAUUUAAAAGGACUCGUUUAAAAUCCACUUCUUUGAAGUGAAUUCUUGAUUACGAUACCUUUACAUUAAAUAUAUUAUAUAAUUAACUCUACGUUUAGUGUAAAUGUAUUCGGAUACCUAGAUAUAUAUUGGAACGGUUUUGGUAUUAAAAAUUAAGAACCCAA